AUGGAGCUAGUUCGGGAAUGUGUUGUGAUAGCGCUUUGCUGUGUAGCGUUUGUUGCACCGCAGGAAGCUGUGAGUACAGCCUGUGGUGUGGACUCUGUGGCUGUGAGGGUGUUGCUGGAUUACUUUCGACCAGCGUUACCUCUGGACCCGAGUGGCCUCCUGCUGGGAACUUGCCCUCCAUCCAGCAGCAGUGCCGGUAAUAACAUGGUGGUGUUCCAGUACGGCCUGCUGGACUGCCGCUUUAUGCGCAUGGUUACUGCCAACAUCACCAGUUACAUGAAUGUGCUGACCUACAAGCCCACCCAGAGUGGCUUCUACCAGUCUCCAUUCAAUCAGGCUGUUGUAUGCACCUAUACCAAACCUGCUGGCUGGACUCCUCCAGUAUAUAACCCUGCACUUGGGGAUGCCUCUGGAUUUGGGAAGCUGGAGUUUACCAUGGGGAUUAUGAAUGAUGACUUCUCAGCCUCACGCACCUCCAGUCUGUUCUUCCUGGGGUCGCCCAUCAACAUCGCGGCUGCAGUGAAGCAGCAAUUCCACAUGGCGCUGAUGGUCUACAUAGAAGCGUGUGUCGCUGCCAGCACUCCAGCGCUGAGCCCUUUAAGCCAGACCUACCCGCUCAUCACCAACCGCGGAUGCUUUGUAGAUAGACAGGCUGGUAACUCCAGGUUCCUGCCCAGAGUCCAGACCUCUGAGAUCCGUCUGGUUGUCCAGGCCUUCAGGUUUACACAACUGAAUACAGAUGUCUAUAUCCAUUGCCGGCUACUGGCCUGGGACCCUGCCCAGCUCAAUGACCCCACCAAGAAAGCCUGUUCAUUCAACCAGAGAACCAGGAGCUGGGAGCUCCUGGAUAACCCUGGUCUGAGCUCUGUGUGCAGCUGCUGCAAUUCCAACUGCAAUAUAAGGAGGAGGAGGGACACGGCUGAAGAGGGGCUGACGCACACUGCAGUGCUGGGACCCCUGAGGAUCCUUCCUGAGGAGCUGUCUGCUGGAAGCUGGGAAUUCCACCAGAAGAGCCCUGCUCUGUCACUGGAGGAACCCCAGCAGGCUGUAGCCUGGCUGCCUGUCCUGGCUGCUCCCCUUCUCCUGAUGGCUCUCCUGGGAGCCCUGUCUCUGGGCUACUACAUGUGCGUGUGGCAUCAUCCCAGACUCUGCUCCAAGUCCAGCAGGGAGCUCCUCAUUCCUGCCUCCACUGAUGGAAUUCACACAGUCGGCACAGUUUCAAGCAUCUUGUCAGCACAGCAGUAA
Messenger RNA from Polyodon spathula (Mississippi paddlefish), 1245 nucleotides. Its product is annotated as zona pellucida sperm-binding protein 3-like. Bases 1 to 1245 code for a protein of 414 amino acids. The transcript has 10 exons. The record is from RefSeq and is a predicted model, not a curated record. Gene Ontology annotation, molecular function: acrosin binding. Gene Ontology annotation, cellular component: extracellular matrix. Gene Ontology annotation, biological process: positive regulation of acrosome reaction; egg coat formation; binding of sperm to zona pellucida. Lineage: Eukaryota; Metazoa; Chordata; Actinopteri; Acipenseriformes; Polyodontidae.